This is a messenger RNA of Dipodomys ordii (Ord's kangaroo rat), 1545 nucleotides long. It is a transcript of the gene Wwtr1, whose product is annotated as WW domain containing transcription regulator 1. The record is from RefSeq and is a predicted model, not a curated record. Gene Ontology annotation, molecular function: transcription coactivator activity; transcription corepressor activity. The transcript has 5 exons. Lineage: Eukaryota; Metazoa; Chordata; Mammalia; Rodentia; Heteromyidae. Gene Ontology annotation, cellular component: nucleus; cytoplasm. Gene Ontology annotation, biological process: hippo signaling; positive regulation of transcription by RNA polymerase II. The coding region runs from base 1 to 777 and encodes 258 amino acids.
AUGAGCUGCUCUCUCUCCUCCAGCCACAUAGAAAAGAUCACCACGUGGCAAGACCCUCGGAAGAGCGUGAGUCACCCCCUGAGCCACGCGUCGCUACAUGCAGCCCCAGCCUCCACACCAGUGCCACAGAGGCCCAUGGCCACGUCCCAGCCCAACCUGGUGAUGACCCCCCAACACCAGCCGCCAAUGGUGCCCGGUGCCCUGGGCCAGCAGAACCCCUCCGCGGGGCUGGUGCCCGUGCCCCCCGCGCUGACCACCCAGCAGCAGCAGCAGCAAAAGCUGCGGCUCCAGAGGAUCCAGAUGGAGAGGGAGAGGAUUCGGAUGCGGCAGGAGGAGCUCAUGCGGCAGGAAGCAGCCCUCUGCAGACAGCUCCCGGUGGAGGCUGAGCCCAUGGUGGCUGCACAGGCCGUCAACCCGCCCGCCAUGACCGCAGACCUGAGGUCCAUCAGCAGCAGCAACGCCGACCCUUUCCUCAGCAGCGGGCCCUACCACUCUCGGGAGCAGAGCACGGACAGCGGCCUGGGGCUGGGGUGCUACAGCUUGCCCACCACGCCCGAGGACUUCCUGAGCAACGUGGACGAGAUGGACACAGGGGAGGGCGCAGGCCAGGUGCCCAUGAGCGCCGCGCCCCAGCAGAGCCGCUUCCCCGACUUCCUUGACUGCCUGCCGGGGACCAACGUGGACCUGGGGACUCUGGAAUCUGAAGACCUGCUUCCUCUCUUCACCGAUGUGGAGUCCGCCCUGAGCAAGAGCGAGCCCUUUCUGACCUGGCUGUGAGCCCCUGUGGGCUGGGGGCUGGCCCGGCCCUUUGGGGAGCAGAGCUGGUCUGUGGCGCCCACCGCUGCCCUGUUCCCCAGGGCCGGGCUCCCGGGGUCUGGGUCCGGCUGACCCCCUCUUCAGUGAAGCAUAGGUCAGGCCUGCAGCCCCUGGACAAGGCCCAGCCCUUCUCCAGCCCAGCCUCGCUGUGGGGCAGCGGAGCGACACACGUCCAUUAUGAUGGAUUGCAAACCAUAAGAAUUGACCGCAGGCAGUGAAUUGGGCCUACGGCUCGGUGCGGAUGGCUUGCCCAGCCCGGACUUCACCGACGGUUCCCAGAGCCAUGGCACAGGAGAGCGCGCACUUCCCUGAACCACGCCGUCCAGCGCCAGCCUCACAAAUCACGGCCCUGCAGGGAAACCCUGCCACGCGGAGCCUGCCUGGAGCAUGCGCUGGCUCUGCCGCACUCCCUGCGUGCGCCACAGCCUGCGUGCGCCACAGCCUGCGUGCUGCACCCGCGCCGCGCCCGCGCUGCGCCCCUCCUGCCCGGCCCCCUGCGCACCGGCCCCCCAGGGGCUCCCAGCAGCCCGACCUCCUCUGUAAACUGCAACUUGGAUUUCUCUCCCUUCCACGCACGGCUUAGCGUUUGAUGACACUUCUGUAAGAACUCUGUAAUUCUGUAUUGGAAGACAAAGGGCUGCCGCAAGGGUUCUACAACAUCAGCACCACCUGUAAUUCUGUCUUGGAAACUUCCAGAUAGGCCAGGGCCAUGCCGAGCCCCAGCGGGCG